This is a messenger RNA of Eupeodes corollae, 538 nucleotides long. RefSeq lists its product as uncharacterized. The record is from RefSeq and is a predicted model, not a curated record. NCBI's taxonomy places the organism in Eukaryota, Metazoa, Arthropoda, Insecta, Diptera, Syrphidae. The coding region runs from base 38 to 538 and encodes 166 amino acids. The transcript has 2 exons.
UUGAGCCAAGAAAAAACUGAGCCAAAAUUUGUUGUCCAUGCAAAAAACCGGAGGUGGGCCAUUCGAAGAAGUAGAAAUUACGGAGGAUGAUGAAAAAAUAAUUCAGUUGACAUCAAUUCGGAAGGCAGUAUCCGGAUUGAAGUGCCCUUCUUUUGGAGCUCCAAGCCCAUCCACAGCCGCAACAACUCUGUCAGUUGCAUCGGCGUUAGCAUCAGCAGCACCAUCGACAGCCCCAUCUUCCUCGGAUUCAAAAAUAGUCAAAAGUCCACAGCAUUCCCCAGGAAAUGAGCCUGUACAAAACAGGAAAAGAUAUUCAACCCCCUUCGUGGCAGCCAGUACCCCUAAACGCCGAAAACAGAAGGAUACAAACGAGUUACUGAAUGCUCAAAUUGAAAAUGAUUCAAUUUUUCAGGAUAAAUUAUUGAACAUUUUGAGAGAGAGAAAUGAGCAAGAUGCAAUGUUCCAAGCCAGAGUCAUUGAACAACUGGAAAGACGCAACGACAUUGCAGAAAAGCAAUUGCAGAAAGGAUAUUUUUAA